Punica granatum (pomegranate) is the source of this 4996-nucleotide messenger RNA. The record is from RefSeq and is a predicted model, not a curated record. NCBI's taxonomy places the organism in Eukaryota, Viridiplantae, Streptophyta, Magnoliopsida, Myrtales, Lythraceae.
CCCCCACAAAAAAAAUGCCGUAACUUUUCUUUCUCGAACAACUCGCGAUGCUAUAGUCCACCUUUUGUUGUCCCAUCCGUUGCCAUUUCCUCCGACCGUCCGUCCGAUCACUGCCCCUAUCGAAAGUGAAAUCCGUCCUCCCUCAGCCUCAGCCUUAAUCACUUAUGCGCCUCCGACAUUCAUCAGGAAACGACCGAAUGGAGGAUUUCUAGGGUUCCUCUGCUCUGUGGGAGGGAUACGGAGCUGCGGCUGCAUCACCAGACCAUGUCUCGCCAGAUUACGUCCUCCCAUUUCCACAAAUCCAAGACCCUCGACAACAAAUAUAUGCUUGGGGAUGAAAUUGGGAAAGGAGCAUAUGGUCGAGUUUACAAGGGGUUGGACUUGGAGAAUGGAGAUUUUGUUGCUAUCAAGCAAGUUUCUCUGGAGAACAUUGCCCAGGAAGAUCUUAAUAUCAUAAUGCAAGAGAUUGAUCUACUGAAGAAUUUAAACCACAAAAACAUUGUGAAGUAUCUGGGAUCGCUGAAAACAAAGACUCAUCUCCAUAUUGUACUUGAAUAUGUCGAAAAUGGGUCACUGGCAAAUAUUAUCAAGCCAAACAAGUUUGGCCCUUUCCCGGAAUCAUUGGUGGCCGUUUACAUUGCCCAGGUCUUGGAAGGACUGGUCUAUUUGCACGAACAGGGUGUUAUUCAUCGAGAUAUUAAGGGUGCAAACAUUUUGACAACCAAGGAGGGCCUUGUGAAACUUGCUGAUUUUGGCGUUGCAACAAAGCUAAAUGAGGCUGACGUCAAUACACAUUCUGUUGUUGGAACACCCUACUGGAUGGCACCAGAGGUUAUUGAAAUGUCGGGGGUGUGCGCUGCUUCUGACAUUUGGAGUGUUGGCUGUACAGUGAUUGAACUUCUUACUUGUGUGCCUCCUUACUAUGAUUUGCAGCCUAUGCCAGCUCUUUUUCGUAUCGUCCAGGAUGAUCAUCCUCCAAUUCCUGAUAGUCUAUCCCCUGACAUCACUGAUUUUCUGCGUCAAUGCUUUAAGAAGGAUGCCAGGCAGAGGCCUGAUGCAAAGACACUGCUCUCGCAUCCUUGGAUACAGAAUUGCAGGCGUGCUCUUCAGUCUUCUCUUCGCCAUAGUGGAACUCUAAGGAAUAUACAGGAAGAUAUUCCAAUUGAUUCAGAGGGUGCUGAUCCUCAGCACCUUAGCAACAGUCCAGCUACACUGGAAGUAGAUGCAAUCGCCUCUGAACUUGGGACUCCAUCUGUGAAAGAUGAUGUUGGGGAAUCAGAAAGAGGCACAACUGAUCAAUAUCGAGCAUCUGAUGAAAAACGCGGUGACCUCAAGACAGAAGAUAUCGAAGAGGAUCUUCUGUCGGAUCAGGUUCUCACUUUGGCCAUCCUCGAAAAGUCAUCUCUGCGAAGUGGUUCUGGGAGAUUAACCACUGAAUCAGAAACUGUCUCUGAUCAACUGGAGCCUUCUGAGCUUCCACAUAAGGGUAAUUCUGAUGAAGCAGUGAUAAAUGGGGAGGUAGGAUAUUCUAAAUCAAGGAAUAAAGAUGUAGCAAAGGAUGUGGGAAGAGGAAGUUCAAAGCAUACGGGAAGUAGUUCGUUUGGUUUUGGAACAAGAAAUCAAGAUACUACUCUUAAAAUGGCUUCAAAGAUGUCACUGAAUAUGGGAGUAAAUGAGCUGAGUAGAUUUAGUGACAGCCCAGGAGAUGCUUCCUUGGACGAUUUAUUUCAGCCAGUAGAUAAAUCCAUGGAUGAUCGAGCUGGUGAAGCAUCAUCUUCUAUGUCAGCAUCACAUGUAAAUCAAGGCAAUGGAUAUGCUGCUGAUGCUGUGAAAAAUGAUCUUGCUACCAAACUUCGGGCAACAAUAGCUCAAAAACAAAUGGAGAAUGAACCAGUACAGUCAAAUGGCGGCCGCAAUCUGCUCCGCUUGAUGAUGGAUGCAUUGAAGGAUGAUGUGAUUGAUAUUGAUGGUUUGGUUUUUGAUGAAAAAUUGCCAGGGGAGCAUCUCUUCCCUUUGCAGGCUGUUGAGUUUGGAAGAUUAGUUGCAUCUUUGAGGCCAGAGGAACCGGAAGAUGUGAUUGUGUCUGCAUGUCAGAAGCUUAUAGCUAUAUUCCACCAGCGUCCAGAUCAGAAACUUGUCUUUGUUAGCCAACAUGGUUUGCUUCCCUUGAUGGAAUUACUGGAACUUCCCAACAACCGUGUCAUUGCCUCAGUGCUUCAGAUCAUCAAUAAGAUCAUUAAAGAUAACACCGUUUUCCAAGAAAAUGCUUGUCUCAUUGGUUUGAUCCCUGUUGUGAUGAGCUUUGCAGUCCCUAAUCAGCCCCGAGAAAUUCGUAUGGAGGCAGCUUGCUUCAUUCAGCAGCUUUGUCAGUCCAGCUCUCUAACACUCCAAAUGUUCAUAGCUUGCCGUGGAAUUCCUGUUCUUGCGGGAUUUCUGGAGGCUGAUUAUGCAAAAUACAGGGAAAUGGUUCAUCUAGCCAUUGAUGGCAUGUGGCAGGUCUUUAAGCUUCAGCGAUCAACUCCCAGGAAUGAAUUUUGCCGCAUUGCCGCCAAGAACGGAAUUCUACUUAGACUCAUAAAUACACUUUACAGCUUAAACGAGGCAACUAGGCUGGCUUCUAUGUCUGGAGGUGCUGGCUUUCCAGUAGAUGGUAUGUCUCGAAAGCCUCGCUCCGGUCAGUUGGACCCAAAUCAUCCUGCUUUCAAUCAAAUUGAAACUCCACUUUCCACAACCGAGUCAGAUUUAUUCAAGCAUAGGCAUGGGGAUCAUCUUGCUCUUUCAGUUGCAACUCAAGAACCUUCUCGUGCGUCAUUCUCACAUACUCAAGGAUUGGAUCUUCCGCAUCCGCUCACUGCAGAGACAGACAAGCCUCAGUCAAGUAAUUCGGCAGCAGAAAUUGACCUUAAACCACAGCGAAUUUCUAUCUCUGCCAAUAGGACGUCCACAGAUAAGCCUUUGAAAGUGACAGAUGGUGCAUCAAAUGGGUUCUCUACUUCAAGUUCUGCUCAGCAAGAGCAAGUGCGUCCAUUGCUUAGCUUGUUGGAGAAGGAGCCGCCUUCCCGUCAUUUUUCAGGGCAACUCGAAUAUGUCCGGCACUUGUCAGGAUUAGAAAGGCAUGAAAGUAUUUUACCUCUACUCCAUGCAGCUAAUGAUAAGAAGACGAAUGGAGAACUGGACCUUCUCAUGGCUGAAUUUGCAGAAGUCAGCAACCAUGGAAGGGAAAAUGGAAAUCUCGACUCUAUGCCUAGGACUUCGCAGAGGACAACGGUGCAUAAAAAGGCAGGACAGCAGGCAUCAGAUGGAGUUGCUUCCACAUCAGGAAUAGCCUCCCAGACAACAUCAGGUGUGCUUUCUGGUUCAGGUGUCUUGAAUGCUAGACCUGGGAGUGCUGCUUCAUCAGGGUUACUGUUGCACAUGGUCUCGACACUGAACGCAGAUGUUGCCCGAGAAUACUUGGAAAAAGUUGCAGAUCUUCUUCUUGAGUUUGCACAAGCAGAUACCACCGUUAAGUCGCAUAUGUGUAGUCAGGGUUUACUGAUACGUCUUUUCCAGAUGUUCAACAGAAUAGAGCGUCCUAUACUCUUGAAGAUUCUCAUGUGCAUCAAUCACUUGUCUACGGAUCCGAAUUGCUUGGAAAGUCUCCAACGUGCAGAGGCAAUUAAGUAUUUGAUCCCGAAUCUUGAACUAAAGGACGGGCCUUUGAUUUCUCAGAUACAUCAUGAAGUUCUGAUUGCACUAUUCAACCUGUGCAAAAUAAACAAAAGGAGGCAAGAGCAGGCAGCUGAGAAUGGGAUCAUUCCACACUUGAUGCAUUUCAUUUUAACCGAUUCGCCACUCAAGCAAUGGGCAUUGCCGUUAUUGUGUGAUAUGGCACAUGCAUCAAGGAACUCAAGGGAGCAACUGAGGGCCCAUGGAGGCCUCGACGUGUACUUGAGACUGCUUGAUGAUGAGUUUUGGUCCGUGACAGCAUUGGACUCCAUUGCUGUUUGCCUUGCUCAUGACAAUGACAACCGGAAAGUGGAACAGGCACUGAUGAAGAAGGAUGCUGUUCAAAAGUUAGUCAACUUCUUCCAUUGUUGUCCCGAACAGCAUUUCGUCCACAUCUUGGAGCCGUUCUUGAAAAUAAUUACGAAAUCUUCUCGAAUCAACACGACACUAGCUGUUAAUGGUCUGACACCAUUGCUCAUUGCAAGAUUGGAUCAUCAGGAUGCUAUCGCUCGUCUAAAUCUGCUUAAACUGAUCAAGGCUGUGUACGAGCACCACCCAAGACCGAAGCAACUAAUAGUGGAGAACAACUUGCCCCAGCAGCUCCAAAACUUGAUCGAGGAACGCAGGGAUGGGCAAAGCUCUGGAGGCCAGGUCUUGGUAAAGCAAAUGGCAACAUCACUACUUAAAGCUCUUCACAUUAACACCGUGCUAUAGUAACCCUUGCCCCGAAAAGCUGGAAAGCCCCCACCCCCACCCCGUAUUCCAACACUUUUCCCAUCCCUCUUUAAGUUAUUUCAUGUUUCGAACAAAGGGAGGGAUUUUGUUUCUCUUACUUGUGUGUGUGUCUGUUAGUCUGGACUGGGGUGCAUGCAAAGCCUCUUUCGCUCAUUGUGAUUCGUCCAGUUUUAGCAAUGGGCGUGUAAAUUCCUGAGUUAAAGCUUUUCUUUUGCUUUCUGGGGGGGUGUCUGAAGAUGAUGCGAUUUGCUUGUGGCGGCUACUGUAAUUGUAAUAUAUAACCAUGGAUACGCCAAGCCGGCAUUCUGUUUGGGCGAGAGGGGAUGAUGGGAUUGUGUGUCUUAUUUAUAAGUAUAUAUAUUGAAGAUAUAUAACGAUGGCCUGACCUGGCCCCCUGUCUUCUUGUAUGCAAAAAUUGGCGCCGCGGGGAUUGGACUUGUUUGUUGGCUUGGGGUUUGCAGUUUAGAUUCCCUCUGCAGCUUGCUGUACAAAUGUGUAUGUAUAAUUUAAAAUUUGAUGAAAACAUGAACAACCGCGGGUGAAAUGUUUCUAA